UUGUAGGUUGCCAUGUUAAAGUUGCUUGCUUUUGGAUUGCUACUCCAAGAAAUCCUGGCAAAUUCCCAAGAUGAAAAUCUUACUGAAUUCAAAAGCGUUGUGGAAGAGCCAUUAUAUAGCUACAAAACUAUCAACUUGCCAGAUGAGCAUAUUCCAUACUUUCUGCACAGCAAUCGGCAUAUUGCCAACAUGUGUAAGCAGGACUCUCGUUGCCCAUAUAAAAAAUACUUGAAGAAACUAAAAUCCUGCUGGGGUUAUGAGAAAUCCUGCAAAUCAGAUUACAGGUUCAGUUACCCGGUGUGUGAUUAUGUUGAAACUGGCUGGGCUAGUGACAUUGAGACAGCCCAACAGAUAUUCUGGAAACAAGCUGACUUUGGUUACAUUCGAGAGAGGCUGAAUGAAAUGAAAACCCAUUGUAAGCCUGCAGCAAUGGGAGAUUCAUCUCUGACCUGUUCUCAGUACCUUCAGCACUGCAGAGCAACAAACUUGUACAUUGAUUUAAGAACUGCAAAGAGAAACCAUGACAGAUUCAAAGAAGACUUUUUCCAGAAAGGAGAAAUUGGAGGUCAUUGCACCCUCAAUAUUCAAGCAUUUUUGGCUGAAGGUCAACGCAAAAGCCCUCUGCAGUCUUGGUUUGCAGAACUCCAGACUUUUACUGCAUUAAACUUCAGGCCCCUAGAAGAUGGUAAAUGUGACAUUGUUAUUGAGAAGCCAACGUACUUCAUGAAAUUAGAUGCAGGUGUUAAUAUGUACCAUCACUUCUGUGACUUCGUCAAUCUUUAUAUUACACAACAUAUCAAUAAUUCAUUCAGUACUGAUGUCAACAUAGUCAUGUGGGAUACAAGCUCAUAUGGCUAUGGCGACUUGUUCAGUGAGACAUGGCAGGCGUUUACUGACUAUGAAAUAAUACACUUGAAAACUUUUGACUCUAAAAGGGUAUGCUUUAAAGAAGCAGUCUUCUCAUUACUGCCUCGAAUGCGAUAUGGCUUGUUUUAUAACACACCGUUGAUCUCUGGCUGUCACGGUACGGGGCUAUUUAGAGCAUUUUCUCAGCAUGUGUUACACAGAUUAAAUAUCACACAAGAAGGACCCAAGGAUGGGAAAAUUCGAGUCACAAUACUUGCACGCAGUACAGAUUACCGGAAAAUAUUAAAUCAGAACGAGCUUGUGAAUGCUUUGAAAACAGUACCGACAUUGGAGGUCAAAGUGGUAGACUACAAGUACAAGGAACUUGAAUUUUCAGAGCAAUUGAGAAUUACGCAUAACUCUGAUAUAUUCAUUGGGAUGCAUGGAGCUGGACUUACCCAUUUGCUUUUUUUACCGGACUGGGCUGUUGUUUUUGAACUGUACAAUUGUGAAGACGAACGUUGUUACCUUGAUUUAGCAAGGCUGAGAGGCAUUCACUACAUCACUUGGCAAAAAAGAAAUAAAGUAUUCCCUCAAGAUCAGGGACACCACCCAACGCUGGGAGAACAUCCAAAAUUUACAAACUACUCCUUUGAUGUGGAAGAAUUUAUGUACUUGGUGCUUCUGGCUGCAAAUCAUGUUUCACAGCAUUCCAAGUGGCCAUUUAGGGUAAAACAUGAUGAGUUCUAAAUUAGACUUCAGAAUGAAAUAUUAUUUUAAAUAAUGCUUCAUAAAAAUAUUGUAAGAACAUAAAGCAAAAUGCUGAUGUGAAACAUGUAAACCUCUAGGAGGGAAAUAAUCCAUUUUUAACUUGUCAAACCAGUUCAUAGCACCAUACUGUAUCUUUAUAUUCCUUCUCUCUAACUUUAGGAGUUUUCCAUAUGUAAAAGCUAUCAGGAUUUUUUCUGCACUGUAUUUUUGCAUCCCAAAUUCUGAACUACUUCUUUAUACAAAAAAUAGUCCAUACAUUUCAUGUAAUAUUUAUCUUGGGGUAGGUAUUUGACUUGUAGUAAUUUAUGCCUCUUAUGUGAGGUAGGACAUGCUAGAGGAUGGAGAGUAUUACAGAUUGAUUUCUCAGUAUAGUCUCUGUGGGAAUUAAAUAGGCCUGUCACAGAGUUCUUUGGUUCCUCUUUUUAAGAAGCUAGAUGCUUUUAUUCUAUAGUACUGUACCUGGAAGUACAAAUCUGAAAAAGAACUAUUUUCCUGUUAUAAGGCACUGGCCAAUAUAUCCUUUGCGGUCAGGUUACAUGACACAAUAGUUUCAGCAUGGCCAGUUAAUUCCUUUCCAUCACCAUCCUUGUUACUACUUGUUACUACAGUGCUUGGCCCUGUAUUACUCCUAUAUUUGAAGAGCUUGCUUUGUAAAAUAAUGGUUUUAAGAAUGAAAUGGUUAAGCAAACUUUAACUUUUGUUGUUUGAUACAGCAGACACUGCAGACUCCUAUUUCAAACUCAGAGGCAUUUUCAAGGUAGAGAGCAGUAUGUCUUAUGUUUUCACAUUUAAAAAAAAAAAAAACUUUGACUCUUCCCCCUCUUCUCAUUUUAAAAAUAGUUUUAAAUAUAACAGGUAUGGUCAGUGAGCUUAGUCAGUGUUCUCUCAAAGCACGUAAGACUCUUCCAGAGAGAAUAUUUACACCCUCUGGAUAAUCCAGGUAUUUUCUACUUUUUCACAUAAAAGAGCACUUCUGCAAUGGAAAACCUGAGAAAAUUGGAAUAAAACUUAAGUCUUUUUGAGGAUGCUAAAGUAUUGGUGUUUUAUGACAAAUGAUAGGACAUAUAGGGUGUUUUGCAGCUGCAUCUAAAGGAAAAUGAGGUCCUUAGAAUCAUUACAAGCCUAAUGUCAGUAAUAUUCUUUUCUCAUGAAGUAGAAGAGGUAAUCUAGAAAACUUAUCUGAAACCAAUAGCAUAGCUUACUGUUUUCAGUAAAGACAAUAUUAAGCCAUAGCCAAGUUCUCUAUAAAAUUCCCCCUUGCAGCUGACAUCUUGGUGCCAGUGAAACAAAUGGGAGUAGUUCUCUUGUCUUAAAUGGGGCCAGAAGGAUGUGUGGAAAAAUCAAGUUCAAUGAUAUAAAAAGCAAGAGUUCCAUGUUAUACUAUAGAUUUUUUUGAGAAUGUAUUCCCAUGACACACGUGUGGUAUAAUCAUACGCAGUUUCAGUGGCUUGAAGCAAAGCGUACAUUUGUAAG
This is a messenger RNA of Struthio camelus australis, 3090 nucleotides long. Lineage: Eukaryota; Metazoa; Chordata; Aves; Struthioniformes; Struthionidae. The record is from RefSeq and is a predicted model, not a curated record.